This is a messenger RNA of Sinocyclocheilus anshuiensis, 1502 nucleotides long. RefSeq names its product glycosyltransferase-like domain-containing protein 1. The coding region runs from base 399 to 1502 and encodes 367 amino acids. The transcript is spliced from 10 exons. Gene Ontology annotation, molecular function: glycosyltransferase activity. The record is from RefSeq and is a predicted model, not a curated record. NCBI's taxonomy places the organism in Eukaryota, Metazoa, Chordata, Actinopteri, Cypriniformes, Cyprinidae.
GCACUCCAGCUAUGACUUAACUGUGACACAUAUAUGAUGAAAUUCUAUGUGAUUCGGAAAGUACUGUAUGUGGGUGAAUUUUGCCAGUGCGAUUAUUAUUAACACCCUCUCCACUAUGUGGUUAAUAAUCAUAGGUUAUUACGGUCUCCUUUUUUAAUGUGAGUCAUUGAAAUGUGAUUUUUUUUUUUUUUUAACUCUACAAUAAUAGCAUGCAUUCACACUAAAUUUCAGGUUUGGUUGGGCCUGUAUCCAUGAGUGUGCUCUUGCUGGAGGUGUUCUAUGGUGGCUCCCACAAACAGCUGGUUGAUCUUCUCAAGAAAAGUGUUGAAGACUGUGUAAGCUUCACUCUGCCUGCAAAGAAAUGGCACUGGAGGGCCAGAACUUCUGCUCUGUAAUUCAUGCAAGCAGUUCCAGCAAGUUCCUCGUACAGGGUUUUGUUUACCAGCUCCGUACUCAAUCUUGCUGAACUUGUAGUCCUGCGGCCUGAUCUCGCCCGUCUAAAGAAGGUCCUCUACUUCCAUGAGAACCAGCUGGUCUAUCCAGUUCGCAAGAGCCAAGAAAGAGACUUCCAAUAUGGCUACAACCAGAUCCUCUCAUGCCUGGUUGCGGAUGUGGUGGUGUUCAACUCCGCAUUCAACAUGGAGUCUUUUCUCUCCUCCAUCUCUACCUUCAUGAAGACCAUGCCUGACCAUCGGCCCAAAGAUCUGGACCGACUCAUCCGGCCCAAGUGCCGUGUCCUUCACUUCCCGAUUCGCUUUCCCGAUGUCACAAGAUUCCUCCCUGCACACAAACGUCUCAGACAUUCAGUGCGGUGUGAUGAUAUCCACGCUCCGGCUACUCAAAGCCACGUUCAAACAUCAGCUCCAAGUUGUCCAGAGCUCACAAUAGACUCGGAGCCAUCUGAGAAGAUUGUCAAUGUGGCAGGACCUCAGCAGUCCCUGGAGCCCAUGAGUGUCACAACACGUCAGGAGACGUUGCAGAUUCAGCCCAAGUCUCGUCCGUGUGGCGAUGAGAGAGAGAAUCUUCAGCCACUCCACAUAGUCUGGCCACAUCGCUGGGAACAUGACAAAGACCCACAGCUGUUCUUCCAGACCUUACUGAAACUCAAAGAACGACAGCUGAGCUUUGAAGUUUCUGUCCUGGGAGAGACCUUCACUGACGUUCCAGACAUCUUUUUAGAAGCCAAAGAACAGUUGGUUGACCACAUCCAGCACUGGGGUUUCAUGCCCAGUAAGGAAGAUUACCUCAAAGCGCUGUGCCAAGCAGAUGUCGUCGUUUCCACGGCCAAGCACGAGUUUUUCGGAGUAGCAAUGUUAGAAGCGGUCCAUUGUGGUUGUUACCCUCUGUGUCUGAAGGCUUUGGUCUAUCCUGAAAUAUUCCCUGCAACAUAUCUGUAUUCAACACCUGAACAGCGGUGUAAAAGACUACAAGACUUCUGCAAGCGUCCGCAAUUAGUCAGACACCAUGUUACUCAGUUCAUGUUUGGUGUCCCACUGGAGUAG